Messenger RNA from Cloeon dipterum, 641 nucleotides. Its product is annotated as C-type lectin 37Db-like. Gene Ontology annotation, molecular function: signaling receptor activity. Bases 122 to 598 code for a protein of 158 amino acids. NCBI's taxonomy places the organism in Eukaryota, Metazoa, Arthropoda, Insecta, Ephemeroptera, Baetidae. The transcript is spliced from 5 exons. The record is from RefSeq and is a predicted model, not a curated record.
GCAAUCUCAAGGUACAUUCCCAUCAAAACGCUGUUAUCUCAAGAGCAGAGGUUUUUGGAUGGACAAACAAUCAGAAAUCGCACUGUAACACAAGACAUCAUUUUUGAAGGAAAAGUUCAAGAUGAGCUCCUACAACGCAAUUAUUUUUGUCAUCUGCUUCUGCAUCGCGGUGUCGAACGGAACUGGGGCCAAGAGAGUGAGCUCAAGAUUCACUUUUGGGAAUUCCACCUACGAAAUUUCUGCAAACAGGGCCGGUUGGGUACAAGCAAAGAACGAUUGCAGAAUAAAAGGAAUGAGGCUUCUGAGCAUUGAAAGUGCUGAGGAAAACAAUGCAGUCCUUGAAAACAUCGUGUUAAUGCCCGGCGAACGAUUCUGGACUUCGGGCUCCGAUCUAGGUCACGAAGGCGCCUUCUAUUGGGAAGCAACGGGGCAUUCGGUGGGCCCCUUCAUCAACUGGGCCCCUGACCAGCCUGACAACGCUCAGAGUAGAAGUGAGCACUGCAUCGAAUUGUGGCAUGAGGCAAACCAUCUAUGGAAUGACAAUAAGUGCGACACCCAAAGCCUUUACAUUUGCGAAGGACAUCCUUGCGAAGAAUGAUCGGAACCAAACACUGAAAGGCCCCACUUAUAUAAGUUGAAUU